AUGGAUCUCGACGUCAUAGAGCGAAUCCAUCACAUCACCCUGACAUCGGAAGAGGAUCAACCUAUUCCAGUUAGGGCGGUCCACAGGGAGAAGAUCCUCGAAGAAUAUUCCCUCAGCCUCAUAGGGAAGUUCUUGUCUACACGCCCUGUAAACCUGAAGGCUGCAAAGAACAUCUUACGAUCGGAGUGGAAACUUGGAAGUGACCUGAAGAUUAUUGACGUGGGAAAUGGGUUGCUUCAGUUUAAGUUCACAUUGGAGAGCCAACUGCAAUGGGUCUGGGAUAAUGGUCCGUGGAGCUUUGACAACAAUAUCCUGGCCCUACAGAGAUGGGAGAAGGGCCUAACAGUCAGGACGGUAGUUUUCAAGAGCCUGCCAAUGUGGGUUCAAGUAUGGGGCUUACCUUUUGACCUUAUCAAUGAAGAGGCGGGAUUGGAUAUCGGGCGUGGGCUCGGGUCUGUUGUGGAAGUGGACUGUAGGGCACUUGCCUCAGACUAA
Quercus lobata is the source of this 495-nucleotide messenger RNA. RefSeq lists its product as uncharacterized. The transcript has a single exon. Bases 1 to 495 code for a protein of 164 amino acids. The record is from RefSeq and is a predicted model, not a curated record. Lineage: Eukaryota; Viridiplantae; Streptophyta; Magnoliopsida; Fagales; Fagaceae.